Molecule: messenger RNA, 1053 nt
Organism: Echinococcus granulosus
Lineage: Eukaryota; Metazoa; Platyhelminthes; Cestoda; Cyclophyllidea; Taeniidae
Product: 60S ribosomal protein L4
Exons: 2
Coding region: 1-1053 (350 amino acids)
Biological process (GO): translation
Cellular component (GO): ribosome; cytosolic large ribosomal subunit
Molecular function (GO): structural constituent of ribosome; RNA binding
Source: RefSeq, a predicted model, not a curated record
AUGCCAGCGGUGUUCAAGGCGCCGAUGCGUAGUGAUGUUUUAAACUUCGUUCAUGAUAGUUUACGUAAAAAUUCGCGUCAACCAUAUGCUGUGAGCUCCAAAGCUGGCCAUCAAACGUCAGCCGAAUCGUGGGGUACUGGUCGAGCUGUUGCUCGAAUUCCUCGUGUACGUGGUGGUGGUACUCAUCGCUCCGGUCAAGGUGCUUUUGGGAACAUGUGCCGUGGAGGUCAUAUGUAUGCUCCUACCAAAGUUUGGAGACGUUGGCAUCGUCGCGUCAAUAUCCAACAAAGACGCUUUGCUAUGUGCUCAGCUAUCGCCGCUACAGGCGUCCCAGCUCUGGUCAUGGCUCGUGGACAUCGCGUAGACAAGAUUCCAGAGCUUCCAUUGGUUGUGUCCGGAGACGUCGAAAAGAUUAAGAAAACAAAGGAGGCCGUAAAAGUACUAAAGAAACUUAGGGCUUGGUCAGAUAUUCAGAAAGUCUACCAAUCUAAAAGGAAUCGUGCGGGUCGUGGUAAAAUGCGAAACCGUCGUCAUAUCAUGAAGCGCGGUCCUAUUGUUGUGUACAAGAAGGACGAUGGAAUUACGCGGGCGUUUCGUAACAUUCCUGGAGUUACUCUCUUGAACGUAAAAUACCUUAAUAUACUCAAACUUGCUCCUGGUGGUCAUAUGGGGCGCUUUACCAUCUGGACUGAAGGUGCAUUUCGUACACUGGACAAGCUGUAUGGCACCUGGAAAACUGGCAGUACCAUGAAGAAUGGUUUCCAUUUGCCUUCAUCCAAGAUGACCAAUACUGAUCUUAAUCGUCUUCUAACGUGCCGUGCCAUUCGUAAUGUACUUCGUCCUAGGCGAAUGGAUCAUCAACGAAAACGCUCCCACGUCAAAAAGAAUCCCCUUAAGAACAUGCAGGUUCUUAUCAAACUGAAUCCGAACGCCAUCUCUGAGCGCAAUGCGCGUAUUGGCCAACAAAGGGCUGCUUUGAGGCGGAAGAAUGCAAAAUCGAAGUCGGCUCCUCAAAAGGCGAUAAAGGAGGAAAAGAAAGAUGUUAAAGCGUAA